AAACUAUAGAAUGGUUUCCUGUUCUUCCGCCGAGGCCGCAGUCGCUUGCACAUAUCAUCACGCAUUAAGUUUUCAAUUAUGAACCUCUCAAUAGUAUUGUGCACGAUAGUUAUUGGAAUAUCCCAUUUAACAAAUGGACAGUUCCAAUGCCCCAAGAAGAACGGUCAGUACGAGGACCCGGUGCAAUGCGACAAGUUCUACGAGUGCAAAGACGGCGUGGCCACGACGAAACUGUGCCCUGACGGGUUAGUGUUCGACCCGCUGAACAGGAAGAUCAACAAAUGCGACCAGCCGUUCAGCGUGGACUGCGGCGAAAGAUCCGAACUCCAAACUCCGCAGUCCAGCUACUUGUGUCCGAGACGUAACGGGUACUUUGCCCACCCAGACGAAAAGGUGUGCAACAUAUUCUACAACUGCAUCGAGGGCGAUGGCACGGAAAUCGUGUGCCCCAACGGAUUGCAUUUCGACGAGUACGCGGGAUCGUGCGCCUGGCCCGCGACGGCCGGCAGGACUGGUUGCAACGAAUCGGACGACAUGAAAUUGAAAGACGGCUUCAUGUGCCCCAAAGAUAAGGUCCACAACAGCCGGGGCCAGAACGUGGCUCACCCCGUGUUCGCUCACCCAGACGACUGUCAGAAGUUCUACGUGUGCCUCAACGGCGUCACCCCCCGGGAACAGGGCUGUUCGACCGGCGAAGUGUUCAACGAGGAGUCUCAAAAGUGUGACCAACCCGAGAACGUGGCCGGAUGCGAGAAUUGGUACAAAGACGAUCCACAAGUGCAACAGCAGCAACAGAACAAGAACAAAAAACAAUAGUUAUUUCGCAUUGUUUUGUUGAACAUAA
Myzus persicae (green peach aphid) is the source of this 844-nucleotide messenger RNA. Its product is annotated as protein obstructor-E-like. Gene Ontology annotation, molecular function: chitin binding. NCBI's taxonomy places the organism in Eukaryota, Metazoa, Arthropoda, Insecta, Hemiptera, Aphididae. Gene Ontology annotation, cellular component: extracellular region. Bases 79 to 816 code for a protein of 245 amino acids. The record is from RefSeq and is a predicted model, not a curated record. The transcript has 5 exons.